Macrobrachium nipponense is the source of this 723-nucleotide messenger RNA. RefSeq names its product SCAN domain-containing protein 3-like. The record is from RefSeq and is a predicted model, not a curated record. The transcript is spliced from 2 exons. The coding region runs from base 1 to 723 and encodes 240 amino acids. Lineage: Eukaryota; Metazoa; Arthropoda; Malacostraca; Decapoda; Palaemonidae.
AUGUUAUCAAGGCGAGAUCGCCUCUUUCAGCAAUUAUGUGAAGAUAACAAUGAAGAAUUUGAACUUGUGUUGCACAUUGAAGUCAGAUGGCUCUCUAAAGGUAAUUGCCUGCAUCGUUUUGUUGCACUUUGGGACAGUGUUAUCUCUUUCUUGAGUGGGAUAGUGAUUGGACAGAAACUUGUUGAUGCAAAGAGUGACAUCUUCUACCUGUCGGACAUAUUUGAAAAGCUAAAUGUUCUGAAUAAAGAGCUUCAAGGAAAUGACUCCACCCUGUUUUCCUGCAAGGAGCAGUUGCAUUAUGAUAUGGAAACUCGCUUCUCUGACCUACUCCAAACGACUGUGCCACACUGGUUCGUGGAUACCUUCAUUGCUGAUGCAUCUGAAGAUGAUGUCACCCUACAAGAAAGUUUCAUUGAACUUCAGAAUAACACAACAGUUCAAGCAAGAUUCAAGCGUGGAGGACACCAGAAGCUGGGGAUGAAUCAAGAUGUGUAUAAGAAGUACCUACUACUCUGGAGAGAUGUGAAGUUGCUCUUACUUGCCUUUCCCAUGUCUUGCUUGGUUGAGAAUGGUUUCAGUCGAGUGAUGUACCUGCUGUCAAAGACACGAAAUCGCCUUGACAUAGAAAAAAAUGAGGCGAUUUAUAUACGUCUCUCUCUGACAGCUUUCAAGCCAAACAUUUACAAGUUGGCAGCCCUGCACCAGUCACAGGGUUCCCACUGA